Microthlaspi erraticum is the source of this 612-nucleotide messenger RNA. The record is from the annotation of a GenBank genome assembly. Lineage: Eukaryota; Viridiplantae; Streptophyta; Magnoliopsida; Brassicales; Brassicaceae.
AUGAAGAUGCGAGCUGUCAUCAGGGGAAUCCAUGAAGAUGCUUGGACUGCUGUUGAAACCGGAUGGAGCGCUCCUACUGCUUUAGGAGAGGAUGGUUCACAGGUUCCGAAGGAUAAACUCCUCUGGACAGAUGAUGAGAAGAGUCUGGCUAAGUACAACGCGAGAGCGAUAUCCGCUAUCUUCAAUGCGGUGAAUGAGAAACAAUUCGAGCGUAUCCAAUGUUGUGAGUCAGCAAAAGUGGCUUGGGACAAGCUGAAACAGGCUUACGAGGGAACUUUAAAUGUCAAAAGGUCCAGAAUUGACAUGCUUGCAACUCGAUUUGAGAAUCUACGUAUGGGUGAAUCUGAGACUGUCGAAGAAUUCAGUGGAAAACUCAGCUCAAUCGCCAAUGAAGCACAAAACAUGGGUAAGAAGUACAAAGAUAAGAAGCUGGUUAAGAAACUGCUGAGAAGUCUCCCACCAAAGUUUGAGUCGAAGAAAACAGCCAUGGGAACUGCUCUUGACACAGACAACAUGGACUUGGAUGAGAUAGUUGGCCACCUGCAAGCAUAUGAGAUGGAAAUUGCUCCAACUUUGGGAAGCAGUUCGAAAGGAAUUGCAUUUGUGGCAUGA